Molecule: messenger RNA, 2622 nt
Organism: Neoarius graeffei (lesser salmon catfish)
Lineage: Eukaryota; Metazoa; Chordata; Actinopteri; Siluriformes; Ariidae
Product: guanylate-binding protein 1-like
Exons: 13
Coding region: 400-2286 (628 amino acids)
Molecular function (GO): GTPase activity; GTP binding
Source: RefSeq, a predicted model, not a curated record
CACGCACGCACGCACACACACACACAUUGUAAGUAUGUCGGCCAGUUUAACAAGUUAGGAACACACACACACGCAUGCAUUCUUGCUGUUUUAAAAUAUCCAUUCUUCUAUGCGUCUCUACACUCGUGCCAGCAGAAAUACGAUCGUGUUUAAAUGUUGAAAAAUCAGUUGACAGCAAGGUAUCGAUUCGAAAGUGAAAGUAACUGUCUGGGAUUCCGAGAAAUCAGCGCUGUUUCUUCAGCAGCAGUUCUGUGACAAUAUAUAGACUAUAGGAAAUACAACCAGCUUCACUCAAGCACCUCAUAGCCUACCGAGAGCAGCGACGUGGCUGGUGUCCCAUCUUGUCAAGGCUAAGGAGAGCGUGUCUCACUGCCGUGUAUUUUAUACAUCUUGCGAAAGAUGGUAUCAAUGCAAGUGCCAGUGUGUCUGGUGGACAAUGGGCCAGAUGGGAAAAUGACUGUCCAGCAGGGGGCGCUGCAGAUCCUGGAGCAGAUCCAGCAGCCAGUGGUGGUGGUGGCCGUGGUGGGGCUCUACCGCACGGGGAAGUCCUACCUCAUGAACUGCCUGGCCGGACAACAGACAGGCUUUGCCCUGGGCAGCACCAUCGAGUCCAAAACCAAAGGAAUAUGGAUGUGGUGUGUACCUCACCCAAAAAAGAAAGAUCACACUCUGGUGCUGCUGGACACUGAGGGACUGGGGGACGUGGACAAGGGCGACUCCAAGCACGACACCCAGAUCUUCUCUCUGGCUGUUCUGCUGAGCAGCACUCUGGUCUACAACAGCAGAGGCACCAUCGACAACAGAGCAGUGGAGGAACUGCAGUACGUCACAGAACUGGCUGAAUACAUCAAAGUGAAGUCAUCUGAUGAAGAGGGAGAAGACUCUGAGUUUGUCAAGUUUUUCCCCACGUUCAUCUGGGCUGUGAGAGACUUCACUCUGGAGAGAAAGAUCGAUGGGAAAGAUGCGACGGAGGAUGAAUACCUAGACUUUGCCCUGCAGCUGAAACCUGGUAACGGUAAAAAAGUGAACGAUUACAAUCUUCCUCGAGAGUGCAUCCGGAAGUACUUCCCGUCCCGUAAGUGCUUCACCUUCCCAUUCCCAACCAACCCGGACAGUGUGAAGCGCAUGGAGUCCCUGUCAAUGUCCGAGCUGGACUCGGAGUUUCUGGAGGUCACCCAGCGCUUCUGCACUUUCAUAUUUGAGCACAGCCCAGCCAAGCUACUCAAGGAUGGACACUCCGUAGACGGCAGAGUCUUUGGCCACCUGGUGAGUUUGUACGUGGACACUAUGGUGAAGGGGGGCGUUCCCUGUCUGGAGAACGCUGUGCUUGCCAUGGCGCAGAUCGAGAACGAGGCGGCGGUGCGUGAGGGCCGGCAGGUGUACGAGGACGGCAUGGGCAAACUGAAGAGCCGCUUCCCCGUCCUGCUGGGCGACCUCACCGAGGAGCACCAGCGUCUCAACCGCCUCGCCAUCGAAGCCUUCAUGAAGCGCUCCUUCAAAGACGACGACGGCGCGUUCAUGGGCUCACUGGAGGAGUCCAUCAACCGUAUAUUCACUAGCUUCGUGCAACAGAAUGAGCAGGCAUCAGUGCAUAUGUGUGGGGAGAUCCUGGAUGGUCUGUCUGAGGGACUCAGGAGCAAACUGAAACAGGGAGUCUACACCACCAUGGGGGGCUACCAGCUCUUUAGCCAGGACCUGGAGGAAGUUGUCACGAAGUACAAGCAACAGACCCAAGGAGCUGUCAAGGCUGAGGAGGUGCUGCAGGGCUUCCUGAAACAGAGGAAGGAGGAGUCUGCUGCCAUCCUGCAGGCCGACGAGAGCCUGAGCAAGAAGGAGAAGGAGCUCUGCGAGGGGCGCGAGCGUCAGGUACUGAUGCAGCAGGAAGUCUGUGCUGCUCAGGAGAAACAGCGCCACAUGGAGGAGAAGAUGGAGGCUGAGAGGAAGAGUGGAGAGGAGCACAUGAGGCAGCUGAAGAUCAAGAUGGAGGAGGACAUGAGGAACCAGCAGGAGGAGAACCAGCGCGCCAUGGACGCCAGACUACGAGAGCAGGCUCAGCUGCUGGAGAAGGGGUUCCAGGACAAGGCAGACAAGAUGAGCCGGGAGAUGGAGGAGAGCAGGAGGCGGGCGGAGGAGGCUGGUGCUGCUCGCAAUAAGGAGUUCGCCGCCAUGAUGGAGUCCAUGCAGCGCAAACACGAACAGUCCAUGAACAUGAUGCAACAGCAGCUGGAACUGACCAGGCAGAUGGCAGCCAAUAGCAGAGGGGGAGAUGGCUGCUGCAUCCUCUAAUGUCAACCCCUAGUGUUCACUCUGUGUGUGUGUGUGUGUGUGUGUCUGCACGCACGCAUGCACCUGUAAUUUGGACAUAUAUGUCUACGGGGCCACAAAUGCCGCAACCAAAAUGGAAAAGAGGUGGGGGGUGCACACUGUAAUAGUACCCUUUAUAGUAUAUAUAACAUACUAUGGGACUUCAGUUAAUACCUUUUACUUUAAUUACUUGAAUAUAAAAAAAAAACAUUGUUUAAACUGGGAGAUUGUAAAGGUUUUUGGUUUUCUGGUUUGCAUGUUGAGACCCUGUUUACAGUAUAUACACACAAACACACACAAUAAAUAUAUAAAUGAAAA